Molecule: messenger RNA, 573 nt
Organism: Symbiodinium pilosum
Lineage: Eukaryota; Dinophyceae; Suessiales; Symbiodiniaceae
Source: the annotation of a GenBank genome assembly
AUGCCGCGUGGCCUCUGUUUUGCCUUGACCCUUCUCGGGGUCCUCACAGCCGAGGCUUCACUCGUGGAUGUGCUGACCAAGGUGAAAACCUUCCGCAGCGCCGGAGUGGAUCUUUUCAGUGGUUUGGCAAGGGAGCUGAAGACCAGAAAGGAGGACUCCUCCUCGAAGAAGGCCGAAGACUUCAACGACAAUUGGCUCAGCGUGCUCGGCGUGCAGAAGGGCCUCACGGGGCUGGCCAAGGAUUUCACAUUGAACUACCUCGGCAGAGAAAGCUACCAUGAUCGCAACGGCCCACUUGUCGACGCCCUCAAGCAGGUGUCAUCAAUGCUGGGUGAUGGCUUGGAUGAGGACGAGCUUAGCAGCCUGCUUCGCCAGAUGAAGAAGGUCUGCUUCGAGGGGAAGCGCGUCUUCGCGUCAGGAGGCUCUCUCCACGAGAUGCUGUCCGACCUCCUGGAACUCCUGGAGUCAAAGGGCAUACAAGAGGCGCUUCCGCAUGUGCUGGGCGCGAGCUCGCAGCUGAAGGAGGCGCUGAACUACUUCUCUGGUCCCCGAGUUGCCAAUGAGGAGCUUUAG